AUGGUUCCAGUCCUGUGUGUUUCCCAGGUGGACUGUGUGGUCUGUCCCAUGCUCGGGGCCCAGCCCUCCUCUCUGCGUGUGGGCAGAGCUCUGCAGUCAGUGGCUGGAGCCGCUCUGGAGAUCAGGUUUAAGCAGGCGGGAGGUGCCCCGCGGCCCGCAGAUACCGUGCUGGUGGAUGGGCUUCCGGUGCUCACCAACGCCGUCAUCUUCCUCCACCUCGUCAACUAUAGCAGCAGACAGCAAGAGCGAGCAAAACAGGUUCUGAGGGACAGCAUCGACAGUGCUCUGCGCCGCUGUGAGGAGCGAGGCUUCAGCUCGGUGGCCCUCCCCGUCCUGGGUCCAGGGGCCAUGCUUCAGUUCCCUCUCCACACGGCCGCUCUGGUUCUUCUGCAGGAGAUCCACACGUUCGAGAAGAGACGAGCCCCCAAGACGCCUUUUCUGAUACGCAUCGUCAUUCACCCAGACGAUAAAGACGCCAGCAAGGCAUUUCAAAUUGCUCAACAAACUGUGCACCUAAAAGGAUUCACUAACUACGCCAAUCCAAGCCACGCUUCUUUCUAUUGCCACGUGUCGUCCAGCGUCUCGGAGGUCUCUGCACUGAUGGGGAAUGUGAAGCUGCAGAUAGUUCAGGGUGACAUCAUCCAUGAAAAGACUGACAUCAUCGUGAACUCCACUGGCUUCAACAAAGAGACAGCAGGUAUUUCCAAAGCUAUUCUGACAGCAGCAGGACCCAAUGUAAAAGCAGAGUUCAUACACGUGAGCAAAACUGCAGACCACUUGUGCUGCACAGGAGCCGGUCUGCUGGGCUGUAGAAAGAUCAUCCACGUUCAAACCGACCACACAGUUCAAGGCAUUAGUAAAAACUGCAAAAAAAGUACUGAAACGUUGUGA
Molecule: messenger RNA, 891 nt
Organism: Knipowitschia caucasica
Lineage: Eukaryota; Metazoa; Chordata; Actinopteri; Gobiiformes; Gobiidae
Source: the annotation of a GenBank genome assembly